AUGCUUGUGUGUAAACAACUAAAGAAAGAACGGAUAGAUUUAAAAAAUACUUUGAGUACUAUUGAAUUAUUAGUUAAUACUUUAAAAGAAAUGAGACAAGAUGCAGAAAAAGAAUUUCACAUUUUAUGUGAUAAACUAAAAGUAUGUAAUUUGAGUUUUGAAGUAAUUCAAUGUUGAGUAUUAAUAUGUAAUUAACUUUUAAUAUUUUAAUAGAAUUUAGCAAAUGUUAUUGCCACAGAAAUAACCAAAAAACGCACAGCAAAAAAACAAACAAAUAGAGCGAAUCCUCAAGUAUUCUCUGUAGAAGAUUAUUAUAGAGUGACAGUGUUUAUACCAUUUACUGACAAUUUUAUCAACCAACUUACAACUAGAUUUUUAAAUCACAAAUCCGUUUUAGAAGGAAAUAUGUAUAUUGAUUUAUCUAGGUUAAUAUAAAAAUCAGUAUUAAAUAUUAUGUUUUGUAUACUUUGAUAGGAUUUGAAUGUUUAUUUAGUUCAAUAUUUACUGAUGCAGAAAAAAUAUCGUUUGAGAAUUUGGUCGAGUUUUAUUUAUCACCAGUGGAAAGUGAUAAUGCUUAUGUUGAAAUUAAAAUAUGA
Cinara cedri is the source of this 596-nucleotide messenger RNA. NCBI's taxonomy places the organism in Eukaryota, Metazoa, Arthropoda, Insecta, Hemiptera, Aphididae. The record is from the annotation of a GenBank genome assembly.